Molecule: messenger RNA, 821 nt
Organism: Musa acuminata AAA Group (dessert banana)
Lineage: Eukaryota; Viridiplantae; Streptophyta; Magnoliopsida; Zingiberales; Musaceae
Product: UMP-CMP kinase 4-like
Exons: 8
Coding region: 186-806 (206 amino acids)
Biological process (GO): CDP biosynthetic process; 'de novo' pyrimidine nucleobase biosynthetic process; UDP biosynthetic process
Cellular component (GO): cytoplasm; nucleus
Molecular function (GO): ATP binding; UMP kinase activity
Source: RefSeq, a predicted model, not a curated record
CACACCUCCCCACCCCACACCACCUCUGCCGCUAUAUAUGAACCCGAGAUCUCCGUUUCCCUCCUCCGGAUCUUGAUUCUCCACAAUCGUCGGCGAAGAGGAGAGGAGGAAAAUAGAGGGAGUCGAGUCGAAGCUCUCGCUCUCAGAUAAAACCAUUUGGAACCUAACUUGCAUUGAGGGGCACGAUGGUAGAUUCAAGCAAGGAUGUUAAUGGGAGCUUUUCAGGUGACAAGAAGAUCAUAGUUGUUUUUGUAUUAGGAGGACCUGGAAGUGGAAAAGGCACACAGUGUGCAAAAAUUGUUGAAAACUUUGGUUUCACCCAUCUCAGUGCUGGUGAUCUUCUACGUGCAGAAAUUAAAUCUGGUUCCGAAAAUGGUACCAUGAUCUCAAACAUGAUAAAGGAAGGGAAAAUUGUUCCUGCUGAGGUAACGAUUAAGCUUUUACAAAAGGCUAUGCUUGAAGGUGGAAACGACAAAUUUCUUAUCGAUGGAUUUCCCCGAAACGAAGAGAAUCGUGCUGCUUUUGAGGAUCUUACAAAAAUUGAGCCAGAAUUCAUACUAUAUUUUGAUUGUCCAGAGGAAGAGAUGGAACGACGACUAUUAAGUCGCAACCAGGGGAGAGUUGAUGAUAACAUUGAGACUAUAAGGAAGCGUUUUGGGGUUUUUGUUGAAUCCAGUUUACCUGUAGUUGAGUACUAUGAACUGAAGGGCAAAGUUCGAAAGGUUGAUGCACUAAAGCCUAUCGAUGAAGUUUUUGAAACUGUAAAGGCCAUUUUUGCUCCAUUCCACACCAAAGUAAGCUUCUGAUUUUUCAUGAUGCUU